Molecule: messenger RNA, 438 nt
Organism: Symbiodinium sp. CCMP2456
Lineage: Eukaryota; Dinophyceae; Suessiales; Symbiodiniaceae
Source: the annotation of a GenBank genome assembly
GUGCCAACGGUGCCAGAUGACGAAUUGAAGAUGCCUGACUGGAUCUUUGCCAAGCAUCAGCCCGCGAUCAUCGACCGGCUUAAGGCGGAGAUCGGGGGAGCUGCCUUCGCUUCCAAGAUCCUGAAAGGGAGCCGCCGCCCCAUCGAGGAGGGUACAUCCGAAGCGGUCGUCGACGUGUCGGAACUGCUUCAGCCAAAGAAAAAAUCAAAGAAGGCUUCCUCCUCCAAGGCGAAGGCGAAGGCUAGCGGGAAACGGAAUGCAGUGUCCGACACAAAGGAGAAUGCCGAGGAGCUCACUGCCGACGUCAAUGAAGUGGAGGGUUGUACCCGGAAGCGGUGGUGGCUCGACGAUCUCUUGACGGCCCUGAUCAAUGCUGCAGGCCUCCUCAUCAUCACCACCACAGCUACGAUGUUCAUGGUUCCAAUCAUCGAAUCGUAA